Messenger RNA from Varanus komodoensis (Komodo dragon), 5976 nucleotides. RefSeq names its product adenosine deaminase RNA specific (gene ADAR). NCBI's taxonomy places the organism in Eukaryota, Metazoa, Chordata, Lepidosauria, Squamata, Varanidae. Gene Ontology annotation, molecular function: tRNA-specific adenosine deaminase activity; double-stranded RNA adenosine deaminase activity; double-stranded RNA binding. The transcript is spliced from 15 exons. The record is from RefSeq and is a predicted model, not a curated record. The coding region runs from base 166 to 3891 and encodes 1241 amino acids. Gene Ontology annotation, biological process: adenosine to inosine editing; RNA processing. Gene Ontology annotation, cellular component: nucleolus; cytoplasm.
CCCCGCGGCCCUCACUGUGGCACAGCCCCAGAAGAGGGUCCCACUGCCUCUCGGCACACAGAGGUGCUCGCCCUCUCCCCCUCCAGCCCAGCCCCCUCCUCUUCGGGGCGCUGCCUUGUCUUGCCAAGAAGGUUUGGCCUCUUGUGUUUCUUGCCACUGGGUGCGAUGCCUGGGCUUUACCAGCGCGGAAGAGAAAGAGGCCUCUGCGCAGCAGCUCCCGUGAGAGCGACCCCCAGCUGCCCCUCAUCUGGUGCCCACGUGCCCACUCACACCCUCGUGCCCCCGCAGCACGCUAUGAGCAGAGGGGCCAUUCGAGGCAGAGGUUCAGAUCAGGCACCCCCAAAACACAGCGGCCACUUUAACCCCACUUUCUUUAACGGUCCUGUUGUCCCGCAGGGAGGUGGCCCCGAGGAUUUUCACCAGCGGCAGGUCUUCUUCCUUAAGGGGCAAAUUUCCGAAGCGCCACUGCUUCACACCCAGACCGAGAGACCCCACGUGUCCCGGGGCUACUACCAGGCUCCGAGAAUCUCCUCUCUACCCACUCACCCGAAUUUCUCCUGCAGCCAUUGGGGUGGGGUAGCCAGAAGGCCUCCCUAUAGCAAUAACUGGCUGGAACAGAAGCAGGCUUCUCAGCCCCAGCCAAAGUACGGCAGCAGAAAUCCAAGGAGUAGUACUGACCUGCUUGCCUCAGACUUGCAGAGGCUGCAUGUAGACAACAACGGUGUGGAGCAAAAGCUCUUGGCCAUCUUGGGGCAGCUCGCGCCUGGGGAGGCAGAGCCAGCUCGCUGGUUUGCCCGUAAACUCAACAUCCAAAAGAAGGAGGUCAACCAUCAUUUCUACAAGCUUCAGAGGCAAGGGAAGUUGUGCAGGAUAGAGGGGACCCCUCCGCUGUGGAAGCUAGCGAGCUAUCCCAAGCCCCAGGCCGCGGCACGGCAAGCGCCCCUUGCCAGCUGGAGGGAUCAGGGCCAGCUCCCAGGUGUUGGGGCUGGGCAGGAAGAGGGCGCUCUCUCCGACUCGGAGCACCCUUCCGACUCUGCGGACAUGGCCGAAGUCAGGGAGAAGAUCUGCAACUUUCUGUUCGGUGUCGAGGACUCCACUGCGUUCAACCUCGCCAAAGGCAUCGGCUUGUCCAAGGCCAGGGACGUCCACGCCACCCUGACGUCCCUGGAGAAGCUGGGAGACGUCUGCAAGGAGAAUGGCAACCCGCCCAAGUGGUCCCUCACCAACAGCAAGCGGCAGAGGAUGCAGCUCACGCUGAAAGCCAGAGAGCUCCGAGAAGUGGUCCCCCCCGCCCCCCCCCCCGCGCAUGCAGAGAUGCCGGCCACUGUGCCAGCCCCGCCUCUCCCAUCCCCUUCCCCUUCGCUGCCCCUGCCGCCGCCGCCGCCGCCCCCUCCGCCGCUCGAAGGUGAGGAGGAGAAAGUGGAGAACGGGCAGCAGGCAUCUGAGCCGGUAGAGCAGGGGGGCGGCUGCUCCCCCCGGACAGGCCCCCCUCGCAAGCAGGCCCGGUACCACUGGUCCUCCAGUUACGACAACUUUGAGAACGGCAAGUGGGCCACGGAUGACAUCCCGGAGGACCUGAACGCCAUCAGCAACAACCAGGACGAGUCCCGGUGCAUCAUGGAGUCCCCGCUGUCCCCCAGCUACGCGGCCCAGUUCGAGACGGCCUUUCAGUGCACCCCCUUCGAAAAGCUAAUGGUGUGUCAGAAAAAAAACCCGGUCAGCGGACUAAUCGAAUACACCCAGUACACAUACCAGCACUGUGAGUUCGUCUUGCUGAAGCAGAGCGGGCCUUCGCACGAGCCGCGGUUUAAAUUCCAGGCUGUGAUUGAUGGCCGCCGGUUCCCUCCAGCGGAAGCGGGCAGCAAAAAGCUGGCCAAGCAGGAAGCCGCGGCCAACGCCAUGAAGAUUCUGCUCCACGAAACCGAGCACGAGGGGGAAGAUGCCAUGGAGCCCGAGAAAUCUCUCUAUGAAGACAGCUCCCUCAGCGAAGCUGAGGUGAGAGGUGGCUGGCAAGAAGCGGAGCUUGCACGGGGGAAGCUGGGGCCGGAGCAAAGUGAGCCAGAGUCUUCAUCAACGACGUCGCAGCUCAACGCGCUCUCCGGGAAGAAUCCCGUCAGUGCUUUGAUGGAAUAUGCACAGAAGUCAGGCAGCAUCUGCGAGUUCCAGCUGGUCUCUCAGGACGGGCCCCCUCACGAUCCAAAGUUCAAGUACUGUGUGAAGGUGGGUGACCGCGUGUUCCCCACCGUGGUGUCCAACAGCAAGAAGGGAGCAAAGCAGAUGGCGGCCGAAGCCGCCAUGAAAGGCCUCAGCGGCGAUCCAAGCAGCUUCCUCGAAGAGAUAGAGGGCCAGGACGAGCAGCCUUCAGAGGCGCCUGGUGGUCAGUCCAUAAACCCGGACGAGAGCAAGGCGGCGAGUGCCAAGGGUAUCGGCGAGCUGAUCAAGUACCUGAACUCCAACCCCGUCAGUGGCCUCCUGGAGUACGCCCGGACCAACGGCUUUGCUGCCGAGUUCAAGCUGAUUGACCAGACGGGACCCCCCCAUGACCCAAAGUUUGUCUUCCAAGCCAAAGUGGGAGGGCGCUGGUUCCCGGCCGUCACCGCACACAGCAAGAAGCAAGGCAAGCAGGAGGCAGCCGAUGCGGCUCUCCGGGUCUUGAUCGGCGAGACGGAGAAAGCGGAACCUGCGGAGGGCAUGACGAUCACAGAGCUCCCCGUGAGUGGAAGCACCCUGCACGACCAGAUUGCGAUGCUGAGCCACCAGCGGUUCAACACCCUCACCGCUCGCAUCCAGCACAGCUUGCUCGGGCGCAAGAUCCUGGCUGCCGUCAUCAUGAGGAAAGGACAGGACGGCCUGGGCGUUGUAGUGAGCAUUGGAACAGGGAAUCGCUGCGUCAAAGGGGAGGAGCUGAGCUUGAAAGGAGAGACGGUCAAUGACUGCCAUGCGGAGAUCAUUUCUCGAAGGGGCUUCAUCAGAUUUCUGUACAAUGAACUCAUGAAAUUCGACCCCUCUGCGCCAGAAGACAGCAUAUUUCAGCCACUGGAAGAUGGCAAGCUGAAGAUCAAGGAUGACAUUACUUUCCACCUGUACAUCAGCACAGCACCUUGUGGGGAUGGUGCUCUCUUUGACAAAUCCUGCAGCGACCAGGCCAACACCACCGGGGAGGGCCAGCACCAGCCGCUUUUUGAGAACCCGAAGCAGGGGAAGCUGCGUACCAAGGUGGAGAAUGGGGAGGGCACCAUUCCGGUGGAGUCGAGCGACAUCGUUCCCACCUGGGACGGGAUCCAGCAUGGCGAGCGCCUCCGGACCAUGUCCUGCAGCGACAAGAUCCUGCGCUGGAACGUGCUGGGCCUGCAGGGGGCGCUGCUGUCCCAUUUCCUGCAGCCGGUCUAUCUCCGCUCGGUCACACUGGGCUACCUGUACAGCCAGGGCCACCUGACGCGUGCCAUCUGCUGCCGCAUGUCGCGAGACGGCAGCACGUUUCAGACCGGGCUGCCUGAGCCGUAUUUUGUCAAUCACCCUGAGGUCGGCCGAGUCAGCGUCUACGACUCUGCGAGGCAGACGGGCAAGACAAAGGAAUCCAGCGUCAACUGGAGCCUGCCGGACGACACCGACGUUGAAGUCCUGGAUGGCACAAAAGGCAAAGUGGAUGGACCAAAACUGGAGGUGUCGCGGGUCUCCAAGAGGAACCUGUUUGCCCUCUUCCAAUUGCUUUGUGCCAAGAUGGAUCGCAAGGGCCUGCAGAAAUUUACCGUGUAUGCAGAGGCCAAGGAAGCGGCCGUCACGUACCAGAGUGCCAAGCGACAGUUUUUCUGGGCCUUGCAGGAGAUGGGCUACGGUAGCUGGAUCUGCAAACCCCAGGAGGAGAAGACCUUUGGUCUGUCUGAAGUCUAGAAGCUGUGCAUUUUAUUUUAUUUUAUUGUAUUGUAUUUUUUGGAUGCAGGGGAUUACAGGAAGGGGUAUUUUUUAUGAUUUUAGGUUUCUUUGUUUUUUAACAGGAGCAGGAAAGCUAACUUAAGGGUUCUGGAGGCCUUCCUUCGGGUUUAAAUUGACAGCACGUUUUAAUUCUGUUGGGAAGGAUGGAGCUCUUCCCCCUCUUUAAUUUUUACCCCUUUUCAGCAAACAUGAGCGAAGGAAUGAUCCAGAUGCGUGUCCAAAAGAGAGAGAGAGAGAGAGAGCGCGCCACCAGCCUCCAUCUGUGCCCAAGUCCUCCCCUGUCCCUUUGCUGGUCAAUAGGCUGCCUUCUUUCUGUCCCUCCUCUUGGAUUUUACGAAGAACCCCUUUCCCAAGCUGUGAAUCAGUGUACUGGUAGCUACACAACACUUCCCUGCCGCCUUAGCUCCCUGGGUAUUUCUUUCGUCGCUUGGUUUGGAUGGGGAUCCAAAGGCUGGGCCUACCUCACGCCUGGGGAGACCCCCCGGAGUUGGCCGGCCUCGUUUUAGGCGGGCUGAAGCCCUCCCGCAAAUAUUUGGAAUGCCGCCUGGCUCCACCCGGCUGCAAAGCGGAGGCCAACUCCCUGCUCCUUCCUGGCCCUGUGGGGAAGACCCAGCCUUCUUUGAGGUGGCUGUUCCAUAGGCGACCAUGCUGCAAACUCCUGUGGCGUGCCAGCACCUUCCCCACCUGUGUCUGUCACUGCCUCCUUGCAGGUGUGUUCUCAUGGCAGCUGCUUGAUGGUUGGUUUGAGCUCAGCUGCCCCUGGCCGGGGCGAGGGAGGGCAACACGGACCAGGGCAAGAGGGCAUCCUUCAGUGAAACAAGCUUGCGGGCUUCUGUUGGCAGGAAGGCAAUCCGGAUGGGGGUGGCGGCAACGCCUUGGGUCUAGCACAGCGGGGCACAGUGGUCUUCCCCUUGAUCGACGGGGGGGGAUCUCUUUCUCCUUCCCUCCUCGGAAUGGGUGCUUGGGCGGUGUAGGUGUUGUUCCUCUGGAGCACAGCCCUCGUGAGGCCGAGGGGUCUCUGCAAGGUGACUCGCCUUCGACAGCCACCCACCUCCUUUCACCUCUGUGGUAAAACUGCAUGGCCGGAUCGUAACGUGCGGAGACUCUCGUAAGGCAUCGGAUGUUCGAUCCUCUUGGAGCUCCACUUGAUCUCACCCCAUACGUCCGCUGAGGCAAAACUCUUCUCCAGGCUGUCCCAUUUCAGGAUGCACGGCUCUGGCUUGAAUCGCUUUCUCCUCCCUGGGACGAUGCGGAAAUCCAGCACUGCAGCGGGAAGCUUCUCGGCCAGUAUCUUCUAUGCGACGUCUGUCCCCGAAAGAGGACAUGUACGGAGGCGCGUUUGCACCUACGGAGGGGCCGCUUGUGCUCCGUCAAGGCACGGCUCAGGACUGCCACCUCCGCUGCGGUUCGGUGCAUGAAGGCGGGUGCUGAGUGCCGUCGGACUUCCGUGCAGGAUCGUGCCCCGAAACCGUGAAGGGAAAAGUCACCGCUUGGCCUCGUAGCUCCUCAAAUGCCCUUCCCCGGUCCUUAAGCAAGCCCUGUGUCUCGACCCCACAGCCAAGCUCUUGGCUGCUGCGGAAAUGCUGGAGCUGGUCAGAGGUGGUUCUCCUGGCUCCACGGGACGCCUUCCUCUGAGGCUACCCAGAGAUGCCUUGUGUUUGUUCUUCCAUAGAUUUUGGAGGCUGGAAGCAAAGCAGAGCAUCGCUGCGGUACAGCCAAGGGCUUGGAGCCGUGUUUCACCAGCUCCCCUUCCCGCCUGGAUGGCUGGGCAGUUGCGGUAGUGGUGUAACGGGGGAAUUCUCUUUAUGCAAACUUUCCAAUUGAAGGCAGCCUCUCCAGUGGCACCACCACCAUCUUCCCACCCAUCCCUUGUCCUCUGUAGAUCAUCUCAUUCCUUAGUUGUGAAGGCUCCGGUGAGCAAAAACAAAACGCAGCUGUAAAUUUAUCGGCGGCAAAUCCAAUCAUUCCCUUUUAAGUGCCCCUUUAGGUACCAUUGUUGAAGUCAUCACAUUCCGCCUGAAAUAAAACAUAUUUUUUUCUGUA